AUUCAUCUUCUUCAAUUCAAUUGCCCUCCUCUACCUUCAGGGCUCUAAUGGUUGAUAAGAUUCCCUAAAUUUAGAAUUGGUUUACUAUCACUGGUAAAUAUUUUGGGUCUAUUUGAGUAACUUUGGAGUACUAUUUUCUACAUUCAUGAUUCAUGUUUAGGUCUAUUUGAAGGAGGUAAUAUCCCUUUCACAGAGUUUUUAUACUCUUUUAUCAAAGCUCCUCUGUCUGCUCCUAUAGUAGAGAAAAAAUGGGAGAAAAGUCAAGCGUCCAGUUGGGGGUAAUUGGGGCAUUGUUCCUAUCUGUGGCAUCAUCAGUAUCCAUUGUCAUUUGCAACAAAGCCUUGAUGAGUAACCUUGGUUUUAAAUUUGCAACAACAUUGACGAGUUGGCAUUUGAUGGUGACAUAUUGCACUCUCCACGUAGCAUUAAGGUUAAAUUUCUUUGAGAACAAACCAAUAGAAUUGAAGACCGUGAUGCUCUUUGGCAUUUUGAAUGGCAUUUCUAUUGGCUUUCUUAACUUGAGCCUUGGCUUUAAUUCCAUUGGCUUCUAUCAGAUGACAAAACUUGCAAUCAUACCUUUCACCGUGUUGCUAGAAACGAUUUUCUUGAAGAAACAAUUUAGUCGAAAUGUGAAAUUAUCUCUCCUUGUUCUGUUGAUUGGCGUUGGCAUAGCUUCCAUUACGGAUCUUCAACUCAACCUUGUUGGAACAAUCCUUUCUCUACUUGCCAUUAUAACGACAUGCGUUGGUCAAAUUCUGACCAACACAAUACAAAAGAGGCUGAGUAUCUCAUCGACCCAGCUUCUAUAUCAAUCAGCCCCAUUUCAAGCUACAAUUCUCUUUAUUACUGGGCCUGUGGUGGACCAAUAUUUAACCAAACAAAAUGUCUUCGCUUCCACAUAUUCUCCAAUCAUACUGGGAUUCAUAGUACUCUCAUGUUUGAUUGCGGUUUCGGUGAACUUUAGCACAUUCUUGGUGAUUGGGAAGACAUCACCAGUGACAUACCAAGUCUUAGGGCACUUGAAAACUUGUCUGGUCCUUGGCUUUGGGUACACAUUGCUGCAUGACCCCUUCACAUCUAGGAACAUCAUUGGGAUUUUGGUUGCCAUAAUUGGGAUGGGUUUGUACUCCUAUUUCUGCACCCUUGAACACAGGGUGAAACAAGCCGCAAAUCUAUCAUCUAUGUCUCAGGUUAAUAAAGGCAAAGAUGACAAGUCGCCACUUCUGCCGGGAAAGAACACAAGCCAUCAAGAGAAAGAGAAUCAUGAAGCCACCAAAAAGGAUUCCUUGUUUAGAGUUUAGUUUUGAAGUUUGAUAUAUGAGAGGUCGAUAUAUCCAUCUCUCCAUGAGCUACGAUAUUUUUGUUCCACACGUAUUGAAAAUUUGACAUUGAUCAUGUAAAGGUCGUGUUUAUAGUAAAAUGCAUAAAUCAUACCUUUGUGGCUCUGUUAAUGUAUUUUGGUAUGUAAUUAUGCUAUGAAACAAUUCAAAUGUACACAGAAGCAAUGCUUCCAUGGUUAAAAUUUCAAUUAAUACUACCAGUUGAAUCAAG
This is a messenger RNA of Cuscuta europaea, 1551 nucleotides long. The record is from the annotation of a GenBank genome assembly. NCBI's taxonomy places the organism in Eukaryota, Viridiplantae, Streptophyta, Magnoliopsida, Solanales, Convolvulaceae.